This is a messenger RNA of Bombyx mandarina (wild silkworm), 9556 nucleotides long. It is a transcript of the gene jbug, whose product is annotated as filamin-type immunoglobulin domains fbug. NCBI's taxonomy places the organism in Eukaryota, Metazoa, Arthropoda, Insecta, Lepidoptera, Bombycidae. Gene Ontology annotation, molecular function: actin filament binding. The record is from RefSeq and is a predicted model, not a curated record. Gene Ontology annotation, biological process: actin cytoskeleton organization.
GCAGGUCGCGGCUAGUGCCUCCGCCUCGCCUGCGCACGAUCACCGUGCACACACGCUCUCACGUUACGAACACUUAUCUAUAAAAAAAUUACGAAAACAAUUAACGCGUAUUCAAAGUGAAGUGAGAUAAACAAUCAGUGAUGUGUGUGAAGGAGUAGAGUAAGGAGACAAACAAUGUGCGGGACCAAAGAUUACACUAUGUUAAGUAGACUAAGGAUGACUUUGAUGCGGUAUUGAUGAAAGUAUAACUAUGGAGGGUACGAGAGUGACGCAUCAGGGAGUGAGAGCCCACUCUGCCGAAGGCUCAGCAGGCAGGAUCACGCAGGCUGGGCUGGCAGCUCGGAGUCCGGAAGGAACUGCGGCUAAGGGCAUGGCCAUUAAAGGCCACGAGGAUUUAUGGGUAGAAAUACAAGCUAAUACCUUCAGGAAUUGGGUUAACGAGACUCUGAAGCCCAGAAAUAUUAAGGUUAUUGACCUUGUGGAGGACCUUCGGGAUGGAACAGUGCUGUGUUCGCUGGUGGAGUCAUUGCAGGGUCGUCGACUGAAAGGAUGGAGUGCAAACCCUACGAAUCAGCAUCAUAAGCUAGAGAAUGUUACCACCGCUUUGCAGGCCAUAGAAGAUGACGGCGUGAAACUUGUUAAUAUCGGCAACACUGACAUCGUGAACGGAAACCUUAAAUUAAUCUUAGGUUUGAUCUGGUCAUUGAUUGUUCGAUAUCAAAUAGGCAGGAGCAAAUUCCCGCCGAGAAAGCUGAUGCUAUCGUGGCUACAGGCAGUGUUGCCGGAGUGCCGCGUUAACAACUUGACUACAGAUUGGAACAGCGGCGUGUUGCUCUCGGCCCUUCUCGACUACUGCAAGCCAGGCGUUUUCCCUCACUGGCGAGAGCUCAAUCGACACGAGGCUGUAGAGAACUGUAGGCGCGCAAUGAGGCUUGCACACCGCGAGCUGGAGGUUCCGAUGAUAUUGGAACCCGAGUAUUUGGCUUCACCUUGGCUUGACGAGUUGUCUGGCAUGACGUAUUUGUCCUACUUUAUGAAACCAGAUUCACCGGGCUUCAGGACAACGCUGGAGUGGGUCAACUCUAGACUAGAAAGGGCAAUUACCAACUUCACGACGGAUUGGAAUGACGGGCGUGUAGCCAAUGAGCUGGUGAGGUCUUUAGGUGGGCCCGCUCCUCCAGCAAGUAGACUUAGACGGGAUCCUGCGAAAUGGGAAGAAAACAAUAAACAAGCCCUAGAAGCUGCUAAAAAAUUAGGGGUCCAACCGGUGUUGUCGGCGCGUGACAUGAGCCAGAACGACGUCGAGCACUUGGGCGUGAUGGCCUGGGCUUCGCAGUUCCGGAAUGUAGCCCCCAGGCCACCCGUGCACGACAUGCUGAGGCUCGCACUUGAUUCCACCUCCGGAAGAGUCGGCGAGCCUACCUAUAUAAAAGUGGAAAGCGUGUCCAACGAUCUGUCUAUAUCGGAGGUGAAGGUUUCCAUUGUGAAUCCGCUGGAACAAGAGUCGAGGUUAAAGUUGGACGCUCGGGGUUCCGGAGAGUUCGUUCCGGAGCACGCAGGAAUGCACGAGAUCGUUCUCACCGUCGACGACAUAAGAGUGGACGGCAAAUACUUCUUUAGAGUAUUGCCUAGAUUGGUCGCAGUUCCGCCGCCGGGGAUGGCCCCGUGUGCAAUUGGCAGCAUCGUUGAAGUACUAGUCAGUGCCACUGGUGCGCCUCGAAGGGAAGACAUUGAUGUGACAGCACACGCCCCGAGCGGUCGCGCUGUCCCGUUGAACGCCCGACAUCCCCCUCCCUCGGCCCCAGGAACCACCGCCUCGAGUGCCACCUUCCAGCCCGACGAAGCUGGAACAUGGACUAUCGCUAUUACCUACAAAGGAGAACACAUACAGGGAGGUCCGUUCACAUGUGAGGUUUUUGAUCCAUCUGGAGUCCGGUUGAGUCCUGGGGCUCUUGAAGGCGCAGAGCCUUUGAAGCCGCACUCUUUCGACCUGGAUACCAGUGGCUGUGGAGUGAAGGGCGACCUUCAGUUAGACAUUGUUCACGAUAAACGAAGCGUUAUGUGUGCUCUAGAGAAGCUAUCAGCGACAAAGUACCGAGCUACUUUUAUGCCUAAGGCACCUGGAAAACAUAGGUUAUACAUAUAUUUUAAUGGAUAUGACGUUCACGGAUCGCCGCACAUGUUCCGAGUUGGCUCCCGCGGUAAGAAGACCCGAGACAGUUCCAGUCCCUCACCGGCUUACGCGAGAAUAUCAAGUCCAGUGACACGUCUGAGAUCCGAAAGUCCAGUAAACCAAUAUAAUUUAUACGAAACAAACACAACUAAACACAAUACAAGCUCGAUCGAUCGACGCGAGGACAGACGAGACACAUCCGACUACUACAGGUCCACCUUCAGUCCAGAACUGAAAGAGAAAACCUAUGACGCCGUCGAUUCAGCGUACUCUUCCUCUAGAGUCAACAAGAGGGAAGGUUUUACUACAAGAUACGGCUCUGAGAGUCCGAGAAACAGGACUGCGAGUCCUAUAACGAGUAAGCAUUUAGGCAACGGGUCUAGACUAGACGCGAAUAGAGCCGGCAGCCCGUACAGGUCGAUGAGUCCAGCCGCCCGCACUACGAGUCCACUCGCGAGGAAAGACAGCCCUUUGAACAGAACUGCGAGUCCAAUUAACAGAGUGAAUAGUCCAUCAGAACACUACAGCCCUGUCACGACAACCAAGAAAGUAGUCGAAAAGCGGUCCAACUACAAAAUGUACAGCUCGUACAGUGGCUCCCAGGACAAUUUGGACGGUAGCCCGCAUUCUUCCCUUGAAGCCGACCGGACGAGGCGACUAGGAAGUCCCGGUACCGGAGAUCCUGGUGGAAAGCCAUACCAAUCCAGAAAUUCCUGGGAUCAAGUUGAAAAGACUAGACAGGCGUUCAGUUCUAACAGUCUUGAUUCGAACAAGGGUGAUCGGUACAAUAGCUUGGAUCGUGAGACGAAGCGGAACACCCAACUCAACAAAUACACGAGGGAUUACAACAGACAGCACGAUCAAUCGCUGGAAGACCGAGACUCUGAGACGUAUACUACCAGGCAAGAAUUCAGUAAGCGAGAGAUCCGCGAGAGCUCCUACGUUGUUCGAGACUCCUCGUAUAGCAGUGUUGAGGAGAAACAACAGCAGUCUUUUUUAUCCAAUAGGCCCCCCCGCGACCCGAACGGGGGGGCCCGCACUGAAACGGACGCAGUACACGGACGUUUCAGACCAAUUCAAAGGGAUAACAAUAGAGGUGCCAGAGGAAUAAUCGUAAAACCGAAUUACAAAGGUGUCGUAGGACAACCUGUUGAAUUUAUUGUGGACGGAAGUACGGCAGGUCCCGGUCAUUUGGAGUUGGAAGUGUCUGGCGGGAACGGGGCUUUAAUAGCGAGUUCGGUUCGGCCGCUCGGUGCCCAUCGAUAUGCCGCCAUGUUUGUGCCACGGAUCCCACGGCCGCAUACUGUACGAGUGACGUUUAACAAUGAACAUGUACCCGGUUCCCCGUGGAAGGUCGAGGUGAUGGCGGGGCCGGUGGGCGGCGGUGGCGGAGAGCCGACCAGACUAAUCCCCGCACGAGUGCCCGCCGUCUUCGAGAUAUCCACAUCUCCUGGUUCUGCAACUUUUACUAAAAAUGAUGUCGGAGUAACAGUCACAUCUCCGUCGAGACGUCCUGUGAACGUCCGAGUUCUGGAUGUUGCAGAAAGACCGGGUCUGUACCGCAUCGAGUUCACUCCUGAAGAGGUCGGCACGCAUUUGAUCGAUGUAUCGAUAGCAGAUGAUAAGCUGGCCGGCGGACCGCUGGUGGCGAAGGUGUAUGACGCGAGUCUGAUUAAGGUCACAGACUUGGGCAACGCCGUCGUCGGACAACAAUGUCAGUUUAAAGUGGACGCGAGCGCCGCUGGAGAGGGACAGUUGGAAAUUUCUAUUAACGAAGGAGAAGUCCCGAAUCAUGUACAGGUUGUAGGAGGAGGAAAAUGUUUGGUAUACUGGCGACCAGAGGCGGCGUCUCCUCACCGCGUCGACAUCAAGUUCAACGGUGAGCCCGUUCCGUCGUCACCAUUCGUCUUCCAAGUAGCACCGGCACAGAGAGUAACCAUCGAUACUUCGCAAGUUGAAUUAAUACCAGUCGGUGACGUAGCGUCAUGUUCAGUAAGAGUAGAAGGUUCAUCGGGUGGAGAAUUGACGGUUACGGUGCGCGGUCCUCGAGGAGAGGUUCCCGUGCGACUCACGGGCGAUGCCGUCACCGGGCUCGUCGCGAGUUUCACACCCAAAAACGUUGGACCUCAUACAUUGACCGCUCACUAUAACAACCAACCUGUACCCGGAACACCAUUCACGUGCAAAGCCUACGAUGGGAAGCUGGUGAGCGUGACAGGAGCAACGUCAGCCCGCGUCGGAGUACCUGUCCAGCUCGCUGUGGACGCCGCGCAGGCUGGAGAAGGAAACCUCGAAAUCACUGUUUCCGCACGGGGACUCAAUAUUCCCACGCAAGUACAUCCACAAGGAAAUGCACGCUUCACCGUGUCUUUCACUCCGACUGAAGUGUGCGACCACAUUGUCAAUGUUUCUUUCAAUAAGAUGCGAGUACCGGGAUGUCCGCUAGUGUUGCCGGUGUCGGAAGGGGCAGGGGGGGCGGCCCGUGUGUCUGUCCCGGGCCCCGCACGGCUGCACCACCCCGCCGCGCUCACACUGCACCACGCCACCGCCACGCUCGACCAGAUCGAAGUCAACGUGGAAGGUCCUAAUGGGGCGUCGGUGCCGGCGGCGGUGUCUUCGGCGGGUCCUGCCGCCUUUCGAGCAGAGUUCGUGCCGCGCGCUGUCGGGGAACACAGACUCAACGUACUUAUCGACUCCGUGCCCAUUCCGGCCAGUCCCUUCCAUCUAAAGGUAUACGAUGUAUCAGCUAUAAGAGUCAAAGAUGUCGCGCACGGUACUGUCGGUAAACCUGUCACUUUUUUAGUGGAGACAAUGGCCGCUGGUCCUGGGAAUUUAGAGGUGACAGUGAAUGGCGGACGGGUACCGACUGCAGCGGCAGCGCAAGGAGCUCACACAUACGCCAUCAGCUUCACGCCGCGGGAUCCGAGGCCUCACACCGUUGAGCUGCGUUUCAACGGCGAUCACGUGCCUGGCAGUCCAUUCGUGUGUCACGUGUCGGCGCCAGCGCGCGUGAUCGGUGCAGGAUCGGGCGAGCCUCCGGAGAAGGUGUCGGUUGGUGACGCGUAUACGUUCAGCGUCGAUUCGCCUACGUCACCGCACGUCGAGGUGCUUGGCCCCGCCAGGAGACCCGUCACUGUGCAAGUAUCUGCUGAAGAAACCGUAGGUGAAAACGAGGCGAGCAAACGGUACACCAUCUCAUUUGUGCCUGUUGAUGUAGGAGAUCACAGUAUUGAGGUUCGCGCCGGCGCUUCGGGUGGUCACGUGGAGGGUAGUCCGUUCUUGGUGAAGGCGUACAGCGCCGCGCGGGUCAGCGUCACCGACAUCUCCCCGGGUGUCGUCGGAAGACCUGUGUCCUUCACCAUCAACGCAUCACAUGCUGGUGCCGGCAACUUAGAAAUUAUCGUAGCCGUUAACGGUCGAAACGUGCCUAAUUAUGUGCAGAGUGAAGGAAAUGCGAGAUUCAAGGUGAACUUCAAGCCGGUAGAAGCGGCGCCGCACACGCUGUCGGUCCGGUUCAACGGUCACGCGGUUCCGGGCUCGCCGUUCACGUGUGCCGUGUCCGCACCGACCGCGGCGCCGGACGCGCGCGCCUCCGGUGCCGGCUUAGUGUCGGCACCGCGCGGUGACCCCGCCGACAUACAUCUCACCGGCUUCCAGACAGCUGAGCCCACAAUUUACGUGACCGGCCCGGGUGGGACCAACGUACGAACCCGUGUAACGCCAUUAGGUGAUGGUCGCUAUACAGCAACUUACACUCCGGAGGCUGUCGGACGUCACAGCGUGCAAGUGACGUGCGCGGGACGACACGUGCCGGGCUCUCCUUUCACAUGCAACGUGUAUGAUGUACGCCGCGUCAGAGUCACCGGCCUUGGACCUGGAGAACUGGAGGGUACAUUAGAAGGGCUGAGUUUGGAUGAAGGUGUGGAAGAAGAGAGAGGUGUAGAAGUUGGUAAGCCAGUGACAUUCAGUGUGGAUGCAGCAGGCGCGGGUGAAGGAACACUGGAACUGGUGGUAUCUACACCCACUACAACAGUGAAGGCUGAGGUAGUGGCUGUGGCCCGUGGUCUGUACGAUGUAACUUUUGUGCCAGUUUCUCGAGAGCCUCAUCGAGUGUCAGUCACGUUCAAUGAACAAGCAGUUCCUGGUAGUCCAUUCAUUUGCCGCGUCAACGAACCACACACUUAUGUACAAAUUGGUGGAAUUGCAACAGUGGAGAUCGACGAGAGCCUUUCAGACGUAGACGUAAUAUCUCCUACUGGAGUGCGUGUGUCUGACGCACAGCUCGAGGACACUGGUCUUCUAACGUUUCCUGCGAGUCGUGUUGGUAGAUAUGUUGUCAGAAGUGCAAAGGGACCGGUGGCGGAAGUCGAGGCUGUUGAUGCCACUGCUGUAAAGGUGUUGUCAAUUGGAGAUGCAGUGGUUCACCGACCAGCUAUAUUGACCGUGAGCACGCACGGCGCGGGUGCCGGUCGACUGUCUGGUCGUGUGUCGUGCGGCGGUGCGACGGUCCCCCACUCGGUGCGUCGGCGCGGGGGAUCACGGCACGAGGUCGUGUGGCACCCAGCGCGUGCAGCCCCUCACCGCCUGACGCUGCUGUGGAGCGGCGCGCCAAUCGACAGAGAACCGUUACUCGUCGAUGUGCAUCCACCACACCAUGGACAAGAGGUGGCAGCUUCUGGUCUAGGUUUAUACCAAGCUCAGGUUAAUAAAGUGGCAUCAUUCAGUAUCGACACCCUGGGUCGACCUGCUCGGGAAUUCGACGUGGUCGUCUCUGGACCUGGCUCUCGAGCACUGCCCGUAAGAUGUUAUCAAACCAAGUCUGGCUUGUUGCAAGCAGAAUUCACUAUUAAUGAAGUUGGACAGAGUACUAUAGAGGUUUUACAUCUAUCCAAGCCGGUAUCCGGGAGUCCAUACACAUGCGAGUCCUUCGACCCAAACAGAGUGAUAGUUUCUGGUUUACCAACUGGAAAUAUUGUUGCCCAAACGCCAAUCAAUUUCAGUGUUGUAACAAAGGACGCGGGAGUUGGUGAAUUAGACGUGGUGUGUGAAGCGAUGGGUGAGCGUCGCAUCCGACUGCCCGUUGACAUCCGAGAGGAUGGACACACACACAGAGUCCGAUUGCGUCCAACUGUACCCUCACAUUACAGGAUUUACAUCACCUAUGGAGGUGCUCCAGUAUUAGGCAGUCCAAUAUCUUUGGGAGUUUUAAGUGGUAGAAGCAGUUCUGCCGCCAAAUGUUCAGGUACCGGACUUGCGCAUGCUCAUGUCGGCAAGGAAGCGGCCUUCACUAUACACUGUGCUGAAGAUACGUCACCAACUGUCGAGGUGGAGAGAUUAUCAAAUGACAAAGAAGACAAUCCAGACUCGGGGUUGCUAGAGUGCAGAGUGCUGUCGGGUGCGCCACGCGAGUGGCUCUGCGCCUACAUCCCUCUGGUCGUCGGUUUGUACGAAGUCAGGAUAUUCACAUCCACUGGACCGCUACCAGGAAGUCCGUUCUCCGUCAAAGUAAUAGAUACAUCAGCCAUAGUACCAGUCGGAGGAUGGGGAACUGAUAACUCUGGACGAGUGCGAGCUCCUUCCAAGCUAGUCCUAGACACGAGCAAUGCUGGGCCCGGUACACUAGAAUGUUUACUCGCUGGGAGGCAUCAACGUGUAGAAACAGUAUCCGGACGAUCAGUAGUCACUCUCGUCGCAGCUGAAGGUAUCAGCGGAGAACAAGAGUUUGAACUUUCUUACAACGGAGCGCUUGUUGCUGGGGCUCCUAGAAAAGCUCUAGUCGCAUCUGGCAACACUGCAGACAGAGUAACUCUUGCUGGCAGAGGAUUGGCACAUGCAGCACCUCACACACCCGCUGUCUUCACUAUCGAUGGUAGUGCAGCUGGUCCGGGAGCGCCUGAAGCUUCACUUUUGACGCCGGACGGUGACGUCGUGCCGGUCGCGCUCGCGCCCGCCGGGCCUGGACUGUGGAGAGCUACUUACACACCAAGACGACCUGGAGACCAUCAACUACGAGUUUUGUGGGCUGGGAGAUUAGUCAAAGGGUGCCCUCUAACGGUGAACGUAGCAACCGGUUCGGAAAGUGGUGAUGCAUCACGUGUGGUAUGUUCGGGAGCCGGACUGACUGGCGGUGUUGUGGGGAGGGAGAUCCGAUCCUGGAUCGAUACCAGACGAGCAGGUCCCGGGGAACUAACGGCCCAUUGUACUGGACCUAACAAGGUAGCAUACUGUGAGCUAUACGAACACGGCGACGGUACGUUCACACUAAAUGUGAAACCGGCGGAGGCUGGACGACACGUGCUGAGCAUACAAUUCGCUGGUGAACACGUGCCGGGCUCGCCGUUUGUGCUAAAAGUGGCUGGAGCUCCAGACCCUUCAAAGGUCCGUGUGUACGGCCCAGGCGUGGAGCCGGGUGUGCUGGCGUCGUUCCAAUCGCGGUUCGUGUGCGACACGCGCGGAGCCGGCGCCGGGCAGCUCACCGUCCGCGUACGGGGACCCAAGGGUGCCUUCCGAGUCGAGAUGCAACGCGAGAGCCAAAAGGACCGCACCAUACUCUGCAAGUUCUCGCCGACGGAGCCGGGCGAUUACCGCGUUGAAGUCCGUUGGGCCGGACGCCAUGUUCCCGGUUCACCUUUCCCAGUCAUGAUCUUCGACACCCAGGAGGAACUACGCCGAUACAUGCAGGCUACAACUACAUAACAAAACAUGUUUCGCCUACACUUCAUUUGUCUUCACACUGCUGUGUAGUCGUUGACACAUUUCUUUGAAUUCAUGAGUCUUAGAAAAUGUGAUAAAACUGAUAUUACAAUUUCAACUGUAAAAAAAUGUAUACAAACAGCCGAUAAUAUAAACAAAUAAUCCAUACAAUGUUUCAAAUAUUUUAUCUAUUAGAAAGCGCUUUCCCAAUACGCAGCUCGUCCUAAUAUUCAUAUGUAAAUACUAUUUUACCAAUUAGAAUUAUUACAAAAAUGUGUCAACGCCAAUUUACAGCAAUAUAGUCUCAAAAUACCAUAAUAUUACUUAGUAAAAAAAUAUUUAAGUUAAUACUGUAGUUCGAUUUUCCUUCACUUCAACAUUUCAGUUAGAGAAAGAACUUUUCAGUUUACUUCCUAAUAUCUACCCAAUAAGUGAUAAUGUUCAAAUAUAUGUCUAUGGCAUUCUCGUUAAUAUAUACAUAUAAAAGGAUCAAUGCAUAUUAAAUACACAGAUUAGUUACACCGAUAUUUUAUGGUGACCUAUUCGAUAUAGAUUUUAUUGACGAAAGAGUUUCUCAUAAUUCCGGAACUAUUUUAAAGUUCAGAAAUAAUUUGUUUUUAAUAAAUGAUAGCAAAAUUACAUGGCCAUGAUAAUUAGACAUUCUAAAUUGUAAAAUAGGAUGCCAAAAUA